Molecule: messenger RNA, 2954 nt
Organism: Arvicanthis niloticus (Nile rat)
Lineage: Eukaryota; Metazoa; Chordata; Mammalia; Rodentia; Muridae
Source: RefSeq, a predicted model, not a curated record
GAGUCGCCCCGCAGGAAGAAGUGACCUCGCUCCCGGGCUGGUUCCAAGAAGUUAGCAGCAUCAUGCCCAAAUAGCUGGUUUACGCUGGAGCAGGAAUUGAACCCAGAGGAAUCCAGUGCUUUGUACUACCAGAGUACUGUUUUGAUGAUUCCAAGAGCAGAGCUUUGGAGCCAACGCUGCCGCCUUUUUUUGGUUUUUGACAGAUUAUCACGGGAAGAAUAGAAGCUUCAUCUCAGUGUAGGUGACCAUGCAGCCUGCAAUCCAAGUGUGGUUUGGAGAAGAUCUACCUCUAAGUCCCAGGUGUCCUCUGACUCCCAGACAUGGCCCUGGACUGGCAGAUGUGUGUCAGUAUGACGAGUGGAUAUCUGUGAGACAUGAAGCCACUCUGUUGCCUAUGCGAGAAGAUCUCUCUAUUUGGUUGUCUGGCUUACUAGGUGUUGACAUUAAGGCAGAAAGAUUGCUGGAAGAGCUUGAUAACGGGGUGCUGCUGUGCCAGCUCGUCGGUGUUCUUCAGAACAUGGUGAAAGCCUGCCACCCUGACGAGCCGGGGAAUUUUCCCAUGAAAAAAGUGCCCUGUAAGAAAGAUGCUGCCUCGGGCUCAUUCUUCGCCAGAGACAACACCGCCAACUUUCUUGACUGGUGCCGGCACAUUGGGGUGGACGAAACUUACCUCUUCGAGUCUGAAGGUUUAGUUUUACAUAAAGACCCCAGACAGGUGUACCUUUGUCUUCUUGAGAUUGGUCGGAUUGUGUCAAGAUAUGGAAUUGAGCCACCAGUAUUAGUAAAACUUGAGAAAGAAAUUGAGUUGGAAGAGACCUUGCUUAAUGCCUCGGGGCUUGAAGAGUCCAUCAGCAUCCCCAAAUCCUGCUGUCAGCAAGAAGAACUACAUGAAGCUGUUAAACACAUUGCCGAGGACCCUCCUUGUAGCUGCUCUCACCGAUUUUCUAUUGAAUACUUAUCUGAAGGGCGGUACCGGCUGGGGGAGAAAAUUCUCUUUAUAAGGAUGCUUCAUGGAAAACAUGUUAUGGUCCGCGUUGGUGGAGGCUGGGAUACUCUGCAAGGAUUUUUGCUGAAGUAUGACCCCUGUCGAAUACUGCAGUUUGCUACACUAGAACAAAAAAUUUUAGCAUUUCAAAAAGGAGUUUCUAAUGAAAGUGUGCCAGAUUCUCCUGCCAGAACACCUCAGCCUCCAGAAAUGAACCCUUUGUCAGCAGUUAAUAUGUUUCAGAAACAAAAUUUAAAACCUGGCACACCAUCGAGUGUUCCGAAGAUCAAGGAGAAACAGGUACGCCCGCCAGGUGCACGUCUGCCUGCAUCAUCAGUAAAAGGUGAUCUGGCUUCCCCGUCCACCCGCCCUAAACGUCCAGAUUCCCCAUCGACAUUUCCACAUCCCAAGGUCACAUCUUUGAAGGGCGUGGCAAAAAAGGCGAAUGUUCCUUCCAACAGUGUAUCAUCUUCCCUGGCUUCUCUGAAUCCGGGGGCUAAACCAAGCACUGUGCAGUGUGCAUCAGAGUCGGCGAGAAAAUGUGUCACCUUCCCCAAGGUUGCUCAGACCAAGGCUAUUCCAGCCCAGAAUUCAAGAGAUCUAUCUAAAUCUAGACUUUUACCAAGUAAAUCUGGAAAAAUUGAACCAAAGCAUUUGAAACACAAUCAUCUUUCUUCCAAGGACGAGUCACGUAUAAAUUUAUCAUCCAAGUGCCCAAAACUACCUAAAGGAACUGUGCAUGGAAGGCCUAACCUUCCUCCUUCCCAGCCACCUGCAAAGGUGACAAAACCCAGUUCUAAAACCAGAGCCAUAGGUCUAGGGACACAUUCUCAUUCUCAGCCACCUGAUAGAACUCUGAAGUCAGGGGCCACCUCGGCACAAAGACUUCAGUCUACAUUGAACUUAAAUAAUCCAGCUUCUGUGUGUUCAGGGUCCUCUGCAAAAGCUACUCAGGAAUUGAAAGGUAAGAAUACAGUUUCAGUUGCCAAAAAGCAACCUCAGAGUAAAGGUGUCUGCCAGAAUCCGGAACCUGGCUCUUCAAAGUCUCCUGGCCGUACCCCACUGUCUAUUGUGACUGUUCCCCAAUCUGCUACCAAGACAGAAACUGUCUCAAAGUCAGCAAAGACCGCCAUGAAGGGCCAAUACUCAGCUAAAGGGCCUCCCAAAAGCAGCAAGCCAGCAACUUCCUCCAGGAACCCACCCUCAUCUGGUAAGGGAGCAGACAGUGGAGAUAAAAUGCCUACUGCCAAGAAAAAGGACGAGGGUGACCAUUACUUUGUUAUGACUGGAAGUAAGAAGCCUAGAAAAUAAAUACACCUGUAUGGUUUCAACAAAUCAGGGUGAUCAAUGGCUGGCGAUCCACAAGGAUCACCAAAGAUCUUCCUAUUUGUCUGGAGAGCUGCAGACAUGGGGUCAAGAUGGCACAAAGCCGGGUCAGGGAAAGGACUCGUGCAUUUUGUGUAUUAAUGGACAGAUGUCUGAGUUUUGAUCUGUACCAUCUUGCUAAUGUCUGCUGUUGGAGGGAAAUGUAAAAGUCCAAGAACACUACUAGAAUUUUAACUAUUGUCAGUAUAUUUGUGAAUAGAUGGUAACUAUGGAGGUUGUCUGCGAAUAGCAGCUCUGAUGCUCUUAAACACUAGUUACUGUGCUCAGUCACAAAGCAAUGGUUGCUUGGUGUUAGUGUGUGCCUAUAGUCCCAGGUCCGAAGGCUGAGGCAGGGGUACGUAGUAACACCUAGCAAGGUUUUAAAAUGUGCUGUAAUAGGCACCUAGGUUAAUUUAUUGGUCAGGAACCCUGGCCCAGCAAUCCUACCUACCAAUGGCUCCUGCUGCUUACUUUGAUAUUAUUCUGGAUUAAGUGGAAUUCUUAUUAUUUAAAUCUCUAUAACCUUCCCAUAUCAGAAGGGACUUUUUUUUUUUUAAACUGGGCUUUUAUUAAUAUUGGUAUCACUUUGUAACCAAUAUUUUUG